Messenger RNA from Caenorhabditis elegans, 694 nucleotides. RefSeq names its product Galectin (gene F46A8.5). NCBI's taxonomy places the organism in Eukaryota, Metazoa, Nematoda, Chromadorea, Rhabditida, Rhabditidae. The coding region runs from base 6 to 662 and encodes 218 amino acids. The transcript is spliced from 2 exons. Gene Ontology annotation, molecular function: carbohydrate binding. The record is from RefSeq and is marked reviewed.
UCUCGAUGAGGCUUUUACAUGUUCUUCUGCUAUUCACCUUUUUGGUAGUGGCUUCUGGAUUUGUACUCGGAACCGGUGGUGGAGGAUUCUCCAGUUCCUCUGAAGAAUAUCGACAUAGGCCACGUGGUGGGCGAGGGCCUAGGUACGACGAUGGUUCCUCCGAAGAUUACAGUGGAGGGCAUCAUAGACCACCAAGGCCUCCAAGGCCACCAAGGCCAACACCUAGGCCAGUAGAAAACAUGGAGACUAUUAAUGGACCGUUUGGAAGCAAUUCACGUAUACCAAUUCCUGGAGGAUAUUGGGAUACAGGCAAGGUCCUCCGAUUCUAUGGUGUUCCUGGACAAGGAAGAUGGUCCAUUAACCUGGCCCAAGGAAUCGUGUGGCUGUUUCGUUUUGCGUCACAGCCUGAUCUGGGCCGUGUUGUCCGAACCCGUCAUCAAAAUGGACAGUUCCUCCAGGGUGACACAUAUGGUGGAAACCCAUUUCCUGCGGGUGCCAAUUUCAAUGUGACUAUGAUCAAUCAACCAUCGGCUAUUGAGAUUCAUGUCAAUCAGGUUUUCUUCACAAACUAUAAUCAUCGAACUGGCAAUCCAUCGAGAGACUAUCAAUUCAUCGAUAUCAUCGAAAAUGUCAUUAUCUCGAAAAUUGAAAUUACUAGAUAACUUGUUUAGCUGAAUGAAACCUUUGUUGUCAG